This is a messenger RNA of Cyclocybe aegerita, 2031 nucleotides long. The record is from the annotation of a GenBank genome assembly. NCBI's taxonomy places the organism in Eukaryota, Fungi, Basidiomycota, Agaricomycetes, Agaricales, Hemipholiotaceae.
AUGUCGGCUGGGGCGGCAGGCCGCUAUCCCGGGUUGACCAUGAUCAACCACCAGUCCCCGCUACUAGACCGCUGUGCAGAAAUCGCGGGAAAGAAAUGGGUUCUACCACGAGAAGCGCGUGCUUGCAUAACCUCCUUCCCGGUCGACUCAUUGGUCAAGGCUAACAUUAUCGAAGUCGUUAACAAGACACUUGCUUUCCAUACCUCUACGAACUAUCAGAUCCAGGUGCCUCCCCCGUUCGAGAACGACGUGCACGAGGACCUGCACGCCGACCUCCUUAGGAUAAGCGAGCAAGAAUACUCCUCGGACUUUGCCUUCCACCUGGACAUUUACCGCUCGUUUAAACGCGUCAAUGACGGUCAUUGUGGCGUUUACAAUUACUGCUAUGAUUCUUUGUAUGUCACCUACCUGCCGCUGCCGUUGGUCCUCUUGACCGCGAAGGAUGGAUCACAAGACGUAUAUAUCGCGCCCGAGGCAUUUAAGGUCGCCUCCGACGAAUUCAAGGAAGAGGUUGAGUUUUGGCAACAGGCCCUUCCAGGCCAGCUCAAAGGCCAGCUCGCCUCGCUCUCUGGCGCGAAAGUGCUUUUAAUCAACGGCCGCGAGCCUUUCUUCUCUGUAAAUGAAAAUGCCAAAAUAACAGGUAGUUACCAGUCCUUCGCAACUCGUCAGAACUCUUUCUUCGCGAGCUACAGUCGUGGAGCAGCAGGCUGGUCUUACACAAUGGGCAACUUCGCGCAGCAGGUCCACCCUCUUAGCGACUCGGUCGAGCUUACCGUACAGCGUGCGAACAGCACCACGAAUGACACCUUCACGCUUCCUUAUCGCUCACGAUUUGGUUCGGCCUCGAAGAACUUUACCGACUCCGCAUCAUAUCGCGCAAAUAACUGCGUGGCGACGAACAGGACCAAUGGAGUAGACCUGUACGACCACUCGACCACGGAUGCGGUACUCAGAAUCCAGGAAUAUUUCCAGACACCCCCGUCGGUUGCCCACUUCCAGCAGCAGCCUGCGGUCGACCCUCGCGAUGCGAGGAGGGAGCCUAUGAAUGUCAUCAUGGACGGCGUGCCGCUUACGGACAUCGACCUCCCGGAACACCUCCAGCCUGCGAUGCCUGCACUGAACGAGAGCUACAGCGUUGCACAGUUUUAUAUGUUAAGGGACAAUGUUACUGGUGUGCUGGCGCUGGGUAGCUUCUCGGCAAAGAAUUUCACAUUGUUUGGGAGCAGUUUGCUGGCUGGGUUGCAGAAGCUCAAAGCGGAUGGUGCCCAGCGAUUGAUUGUUGAUGUGACUAACAAUGGAGGGGGCUAUAUAUGCAUCGCCCAUUGGCUCCAUCGGAUUAUCAUUGGACCUAAAAAAUCCACUGAGCCGCAAGCCGGCCUAGACAGCACCGCCCGUGCUGGUCCCCUCGCUCAGCUUAUUGUGCAGACGAUAGUCGAUGGAGGCGAUCCCGAGGAACUCCUCUCUUACAACCCGAUCCAGUGGACGAACGCCACGCACCACCCAUUUUCCAACUCGAGCGACUGGUUGAAGCCUGUGCAAGUGACAAUCAAUGGGCAUGAGGACGCCUUUAGUCAAAGACUGGGCCAGGAGUGCCAGCCUUUCCGGUGGGACCCACCCGACCGCCCUUUGUUCAAGCCAAAGGACGUGUUGAUCGUGUCGAAUGGACGGUGUGCAAGCUCUUGUUCCUUGUUUAGUAUCACCAUGGCCAAAGAAGACGGUGUGAAGACUACUGUAUUCGGCGGCAAGAGUGGCGUACCACAAGAAUACUGCGGCACUGUCGGUGGUCAAUCCUCAGGAUUCGCUGAUGUCGACACCGAGAUCAGGUCGACGAAACUCAAAAACCAUACUCUAGCUCCGCCCGACUUCUUGUCGAAUAGCGUUCAAGGCCUUACUUGGAGACUGGGAUUUGGCAUUGAUGUUCCAGAAGAACCUGAAGAAUGGCAAGCCCACCCUGCUGACGUCAAUUUCCCCUUAACAUUAGAAACGCAAGUUCCAUCUAUUUUCGUUCUACGUAUAUUUCUUGAGUUCUGA